GCAUGUGAAUCACGCACCAUAGCAAACGCAGCUCAACUAUUUUAUGAUGAUUGUCCCCAAAAACCCUAAUAUAGAAAUAUAGAUAAUAGAUAUGUGCAAAUCCUGUUACAUGUUAAUAAAAAUAAUUUAUAAAUGAAGUGCAUUGCUGGACCUGUCUUAGGCAUCUUCCACAAAACUUGAAUUGCAUUGGCUAUUAACACUCUCAUUUGUUUGGCAUGCCUGAAACCCAAGAAUGCACCCCAGAUUCUUAAAUUCCUCUCUCUCUCUCUUUAUAUCAAAAUAUUAUGGGGAAUAUUGUGAGAGAGCAAGCUCAUCCUCUUUCUCUCUCAAAACCUAGAUUUGGCUCAACUUAAGGUUUCAAGAUUUCUCUUUCUCCUUGCAAAACUCAAUUUCUCUCUACUUCAUCUUCUUCAACUUCAACUGGUUUAGCUGCUGUGAUUCUUCAUAAUUUGGUAGCCUCUUCAAGAAUUUGUAUCAGGUGGGAAUAGUAAAAAGGUGAUUUGAUUAUCAGAAUUGUUAUGUGAUCUACUUUCUUAUCAAAUUUCUUGGGAAAGAAGGGAUCAUUUUAUUCAUUUCCCAAAUCCAAAUCCAAAUCUAUUCAUCCUACAUAUUCGGGGUAUUCUUCAAGCAACAUUAAACUCCAAUGGGGAAUCUUCUUAGGCCGUACGAUAAGGAGUAUAUGAGGAUGGCUAUCUUAAAACAUGAAGAAACUUUCAAAGAACAGGUGUACGAACUGCAUCGUCUAUAUCGAAUCCAGAAGACAUUGAUGAAAAGCAUGGAAAGCAGCCGGCCUAAAGGAAACUUUAGCUUGAAGAAUAAUUAUCACCAUGGAAAUAUCAAUAUGCAUCAAAAUACAAGAACCAGACUUGACUUGGAACAUCCGGCGGCUGAGGGUGAUCAUCGGUCAAACAAUGUUGUUGCAGAACCAGACUAUGGUCGUAACACAAUAUUAGAAUCCAUAGAUGAGAGCGAGAUUGAGCUUACUUUAGGCCCCACAAGGUACGUGCCGAGGAAGAAACAUGGGACUCCUCGAACUUCGGAUUCCGGUCCGAGCUUCUCUUCUUCUUCCACCGAAUCCAGUCAUGUGAAGAAGACAAGCACAACAGGGGAAGAUUUCACUGGAAAUGAGCAGAUGGGACUUUUCAAGGUCACUGAUAUGACAUUUGGGUACCCAAAUGGGAGUAAAAACAACACUGAUCUUGAAGAACAGUUGAGACAGGAGAGAUUAAAACAGCCACCUUGGCUUUUCCAAGUUCUAAGCAUGAAUAUGACUUAAACAAAAAAGAAAAAGAAACUAUCAUCCAAGUCGAUAUGAUUAGAUUUUAGACUGUUUCUUAUCGACUAAUUUCCUGUGAUUGAUGUUUGUGUGGAAGUUUCUUCUUAGUUUCUUUUUUAGCAAUGGAGCAUUUUGUAAAGAUCACUUGUUUCCUUGACUUGCAAAAAAACCCUCUAAUUUGUUGAGCUCCACUUUCAAAUCAGUCCAUUUCCGAGUCCCACUUGGGGAAGACUUUUGAGUACACAGCACACCUUUUUAUUAGUUCUCUUUAAUUUGAUCAACCUUUGCUAUA
Gossypium raimondii (Peruvian cotton) is the source of this 1568-nucleotide messenger RNA. RefSeq lists its product as uncharacterized. NCBI's taxonomy places the organism in Eukaryota, Viridiplantae, Streptophyta, Magnoliopsida, Malvales, Malvaceae. The record is from RefSeq and is a predicted model, not a curated record. Bases 644 to 1276 code for a protein of 210 amino acids. The transcript is spliced from 3 exons.